Molecule: messenger RNA, 1629 nt
Organism: Cucumis sativus (cucumber)
Lineage: Eukaryota; Viridiplantae; Streptophyta; Magnoliopsida; Cucurbitales; Cucurbitaceae
Product: UDP-glucuronate 4-epimerase 1
Exons: 1
Coding region: 84-1382 (432 amino acids)
Source: RefSeq, a predicted model, not a curated record
UUUCUUUUCUUUCGAAUUUCCCCAUCGGUUUUUCUUUUUUAAAUUAAAAUUUUAAAAAAAUUAAAAGAAAAAAUUCGUAAGCAAUGCCAACAUUGGAUGAAGAACUCUUCCCUUCCACCCCUGGUAAAUUCAAAAUCGAACAAAGAAGCUAUGGGAUCAACCGUCAAUUCUACCGUUUCUUCGCUUCAACCAGCACCAUGUUCUUAUGGGCUCUUUUCUUAAUCGCUCUCACCGUCUCCUAUCUCAGCUUCCAAAGCUUCGUCGAUUCCGGUACCCGCUAUCUCUCCGCCUCUUGGGGCGGUCUCCAAUGGGAGAAACAAGUCCGUACAUCCGCCGAGAUCACCCGUUCCGGUGGUAUGUCUGUACUCGUCACCGGUGCUUCCGGUUUCGUUGGGACCCACGUUUCUUUAGCACUCAAACGUCGUGGUGAUGGCGUUGUUGGACUUGAUAAUUUCAAUAAUUACUACGAUCCUUCCCUUAAAAAAGCUCGUAAGGCGCUUGUUAACCGCCAUGGUGUCUUCGUCAUUGAAGGCGAUAUCAACGAUGCCCGAUUACUCGAUAAGCUUUUCGACAUUGUCGCUUUUACUCACGUCAUGCAUUUAGCUGCCCAAGCUGGUGUCAGGUACGCAAUGGAGAAUCCUCAUUCUUAUGUUCAUAGCAACAUUGCAGGUCUCGUUACUCUUCUCGAGGCUUGUAAAUCGGCCAACCCUCAACCUUCUAUUGUUUGGGCUUCCUCAAGCUCUGUUUAUGGUCUCAACGAGAAAGUCCCUUUCUCCGAAUUGGAUCGUACUGACCAACCCGCGAGUCUCUACGCUGCUACUAAAAAAGCCGGCGAGGAAAUUACUCAUACUUAUAAUCACAUCUAUGGAUUGUCUAUUACUGGUUUAAGAUUCUUUACUGUUUAUGGCCCAUGGGGAAGACCGGACAUGGCAUAUUUUUCGUUUACCAGGAAUAUUCUUCAGGGCAAGCCGAUUACAGUUUAUCGAGGGAAGAAUGAGGUGGAUUUGGCUAGGGAUUUUACUUACAUUGAUGAUAUUGUGAAAGGGUGUUUGGGAUCGCUUGAUACAUCGGGAAAAAGUACCGGAUCAGGUGGGAAAAAGAAAGGGUCAGCACCGUAUCGAAUCUUCAAUUUGGGGAAUACGUCGCCGGUGACAGUGCCGGCGCUGGUGAAUAUUCUAGAGGAGCAUUUGAAAACGGAGGCGAAGAAGAACAUUGUGGAUAUGCCCGGAAACGGCGACGUUCCGUUCACGCAUGCGAAUAUAAGUUCAGCCCGGAUUGAAUUCGGGUAUAAACCGACGACCGAUUUGCGAACCGGGUUGAAGAAAUUCGUUCGAUGGUAUUUAUCUUACUACGGCUACGAACACGGGACGCCUGUAAAUUAAGCGACGCCGUUUCAUUAACAAAUAUAUUUUUUGUUGUUUACUGUAUUUUUUUUCUUUAACAUAUAUAUAUACAUUUAUCUUUAGGGCUGUUUUAUUACCGCUCUUAAUCCGGGAAAGAAAAUGUGAAAGGAAAACACGGAAAAUAAUGAAAAGCAAAUCCGUGAAGUGAAGUGGAGGAGAUGUACUAUUUGUUGUAUGAUAAUCAUUUUGUACAAAUUCAAUUCCAAAUUCAAUUUUUUUGGGAAUC